GGCUAGCGUCCCAUGGCAUCUCAUGUUGUUAAAGCCAAAGGUCGACUCUCAGGAAGAGCAUCCCUUGGAAAACUGUCAAAAGUGAUUGUGAAUGCUGAUGAAACAAACAGAAAGAAGUUUCAAACAUUGUUGGUGCGUCAAGUAUUCGCAACAUCUGUUUCCUGAAACUGACACUAGUCAACGCAUUUCGACCAAAGUCGCGCAAGGAACGAAUUUCCGGACCGCUCGACGUGUCGUUACAUUGAUCGCGUGCCGAACACGUGGUCGUCAUCUUCAUCGGCAUGGAACCCAAGAACCCGACGAUGUUGGAAUCCUCUGGCGAGGAUGCCAUGCUAAUCGAGACUGUGAAGAGUAUAGUGACGCAGCGGGAACGCAACGAGUCGGAAACCGAAGACGACUUCUUCCUGGUGUCGCAGGACCAGGACGAGCGAUACUCGGGGGAGAACGUCGACGAAAUGACAUCCCACAAGCACGAGACGAAGGAAAUCCUCGCGUGGGUUCACUUCUGCAGGACAUGCGCCAAUGCGUGCGAUAAUCUAAUACCCAUCUUCGAGGAUGAAGGAGUGGAACACGACUUGCCUAGUAAAAUACUCAAGUACUUGCCGAUACACAUAUCCAAAAGUGAUACAUUGCCAUUGAAACUGUGUCAUCACUGUGCUGGGACAUUGUUGGCCUGGCAUGAAUUAAGCGAGGGAUGUCUAAGUGCGGAGAAGAAACUACUGAAAAUGCAAGAAACGCUAGAAAAUAAACAACAGUAUUAUCCUGCAUCUUUGGAUAAUUUGGAGGUUUCCACAUUAGUUACAACAAUAACUCCGAGUACUGUAUCAAACACGACAAACUCGCAACCUGAUCAGCAAAUUGGUGUGAAAAAUCGAGAACAUGGCGUAGAAGAAAUUAAUAAAUCUAACAGAUGGACGUGUCAAGUAUCGAAUGAGGAGGCGAGAUAUGUUGGAGACAAUUCGCAAAGGAACUACGAAUUCAAUACGGAAAUAUUAUCGAUUAAUAUAGAUAAGGUUCAACCAACAAUAUCCAGCAAAAAAUAUCUGUCAUUGACUCAUCUUGACGAUCUCAAGAUUAAAAUAUUAGAAUCACAAAACGAUCAUUUGGCUGAUUCCUAUCUGGAUAACUCUGAAACAAGACAGAAACUUCAAGAGAAUCGCACACUGGAUUCUCGAGAUAAUAUGGGACAAUGCGAACAAAUAUCGGAACACAAAUAUGCGAAAUUAACUCGCUCGAAGAUCACAAAGAAUAAUUGUACUUCCUACAAGUGUAAAGAAUGCGGAAAAAUACUCUCCACCUCGUAUAAUUUGCUGAUCCACUGCAACAUUCACACAGGUGCGCGACCCUACAACUGUUCUAUCUGCGACAAGAGCUUUCGAUCGGCGUCCAACAUGAGGAGACACAUGCGUGAGGUCCAUGACGGUGUCAAGAAAUUUGUUUGUGAUGUAUGCGGCCGUUGUUUUGCCUCGAGGGCAUCGAGGGACGAGCAUAGACGCAUCCAUACCGGCGAGAGACCUCACACGUGCGAGAUCUGUGGCAAAUCCUUCAAACAGAAGGCGUCCCUGCACGUGCAUCGGCUUUAUCAUUCUCAAGUUUUACCGCAUCAUUGUGACCUGUGCGACCGCGGUUUCCGAAGAAAGCAAGAAUUAGACAAACAUGUGUCCUGGCAUUCCGAUCAAAAACCCUACAUCUGCACUAUUUGUAACGAGCGAUUCCGCAGCAAGAGUUGUGUCGUUCGUCAUCAACGUAUUCAUACCGAUCAAUGGUCACAUAAUUGUACGAUUUGCAGUGCUAGAUUCACUCAACAACGCUAUCUAAAGAAGCACUGCGAACGUUUUCACAAAAUCGUACAUACAUAAACAUAAACAGGAUUUAUUGUUUGUUUAUGGAUAUGUCCGGAUGACCGGAUAUAGAAGACUGUACAAAAUAAUUCUUAAACUCUUAUUGUUAUAGACUCUGUGUAGCUCGUACAUGCUGUAAUUCUAAUCAAAGUAAAAUUAAUCGGAUUCACAAAAUAAAUUAAUACGGUUGUAUCUUUUAACAACAUAAAUCUAUCCGCGAAUUCCUGACUAGAAAGAGUUAUAAACAUUCAAUUGAAUAAAAUCUUAAAUGAAGAAAGAAAGUGGAAAAGGAGACAGAAACGAAACUCUUAAAGGAAAAUCAAUACUUAGGUAUUAUACAAGUGUCUUUUAAAAAGAAAUUUUAUAAACUUUAUACAGAAAUAUCAAAAAAGAACCGCAAAGAUAUCAGUA
Messenger RNA from Camponotus floridanus (Florida carpenter ant), 2252 nucleotides. RefSeq names its product zinc finger protein 569-like. Gene Ontology annotation, molecular function: zinc ion binding; RNA polymerase II cis-regulatory region sequence-specific DNA binding; DNA-binding transcription factor activity. Gene Ontology annotation, biological process: regulation of transcription by RNA polymerase II. NCBI's taxonomy places the organism in Eukaryota, Metazoa, Arthropoda, Insecta, Hymenoptera, Formicidae. The transcript is spliced from 5 exons. The record is from RefSeq and is a predicted model, not a curated record. Gene Ontology annotation, cellular component: nucleus. The coding region runs from base 282 to 1859 and encodes 525 amino acids.